AUGCACAAAUGCACUAAUAAUUAUUUCCGAACCAUAGUCUCCGAGCAGACAACUUUUUAUGGACGAACCUCUAAAACUAUAUCACGAAAAGCAAAGGCUAUGCUUCAAAGAGCAGCUUAUACAAAAUCCGAGCUUGAUGGUUUUGCAGAAACCCUUGACAAACAUACUAGUCCCGAAGCCAAAACAUGGCUUUCAUAUUUGAUCAAUCCGCACAAAAGCAUGUUUGGAUUGGGAAAUUAUGAUGUUAACGUGCUCGAGUUGGCUUUGAAAAAAAUCGGGCUAGAAAUACAAUGGUUUGACUUCAGAAAAGACAUUCGAACGGUGAUUCAGUUCACGGAUCCAACUCUCUUUGGUCUUAUUUUGAAUAUUCCUUCUAUCCGAUUUUAUUUCUGGAGAUCCAAUCACUGGAUCGCUAUUAAACCUUUUUUCCAAGAAGGAAAACAACAAGAGGAUAUAGCAAAAGUGUAUAAUCUGGAUUCGAAGUUGUCGAGUCCUUAUGAAUUCGAGAAUUCUGAGGAGGUCUAUAAGUUUUUGGAGGGUGUCGUCUACCACAAGGAAAGGCUUAGUAGGGAGCAAACACAACUAUCCAAUGACGAAGACGACAAUGGAAUUAUACGAUGUAUAUGUGGAUACUCUGAUGACGAUGGCUUCACCAUCCAAUGUGACAAAUGUAAAAUCUGGCAGCAUGGAGCAUGUGUAAAUGUAGAUCGUAACAAAGUUCCAGAGGAAUACUUGUGCGAAGAGUGUCAUCCGCGUGCGAUGAAUGUGCACAGAGCAAAAAAGCAUCAGAAAAGUUUACGCGAGGAAUUGGGCUCGGACUGGCGGGAACCAGAAAUGGCCGAUUCUGAUGGACAUGACCAUGAUAUGAAAGACGCUAGUGAUCAUUCUUCACAACACGAGAAAGAUAGUUUUGUAGAAUCAAAGCAGUCGCGUAAUGUCCAUGGCUUUUCUCCGCUUGUAAAAGAGCGUGGUGGUGGUUCUAGUCCAUCACGCUCAGAUACCAUUUCAUCCCAGAAAAAACAAAAGAAUGGUAAACUCAUCAAACCGAUUCGUGAUUCAUCGUCAAAGGAAACAAAUAAUAAAUCAGACGAUGAAUUAGACGAAAGUGCCGAUAGUGGCAGAGAUUUCCAGGAAUCAAAUCCUGAGUAUAAGAAGGUCGAAAAAAAUGUUAUAGCAUCAAAAGAGGUUGAUGAAUUAUUUCGUAAGAUUUUGACUCAAUAUCAACGUCAAGCCCAGCAUCGAAAAAGAUCACUUUCAAUGUCAUCCAGUUCAAGUCCGAUGAAAAAUGACGAUGGAAACUCGAAUGAAAUUAUCGAAACACCCAACAAAAAGAAAAAAAGCGGAAUUGACACAUGGCAAACCGUUAAUAGCGAAGUGAACAGUAAAGACGUCACUAUACAUAAAUCAUCAACGCAACAAUCACCUUUUAAUUUGUUUCCCAUGGAACGAGAAUCUUUGCUACGUCCCCUUAUGAAAACUAUAGUGAAAAAGAUCAACUCGUCAUCAUCACGCCAAAAAGGGCAAAUUUGUUAUGGUCUCUUUGCAGAGACAAAUGUUACUUCGGGAUUUUUAUUUGAGUUCAAAGGUCAAGUCUGUCUGAAAUCGGCGUAUAAAUCUGACGGGACUAAUCAAUAUUCUUUGUUGGGUGUAACGAAACCUUUUGUUCUAUUUCAUCCAACAUUGGACCUCUGCGUGGAUGCUCGCGUCUAUGGAAAUGAAGCCAGAUUUAUACGUCGGUCUUGUCGACCGAAUGCAGAAGCCAGAAGUAUUUUUGUCCCGGGUGGAGAAGAUCAACAAGUGCAUUUAGUAGUGUUUGCUAAAUGCGAAAUUCUAAAGGGAGAUGAGAUUACAGUCGGUUGGGACUGGGAACCAAAUCAUGUGGACUUAAGUUUGAUUGAAAAUGCUGAAGGAUGUAGCACUCAAAAUGAGAUAACGAUCAAUUCCCGGAGGAAAAAGAUGGGAGAGACAGCUAAUGCCAUACUAGAAUUGACUGAUUGCGCAUGCGAGAACACUAUUACCUGUGUGAUUUAUCGAAUGCAACGGGAAGGAAGGAUCAAAACUACAAAACAGAAUAAAAAAAAUACAAGAUCCACUGACGAUUCAGCGAAACUCAAAAAAGUUGGCAAAAAAGAAAUGAAAAGACGUGAAAUCAGUUCUCGACGAGCUAAUAGUGAAGAUCACAAUAUGGAUCAGCCGGCUGCGAAACGAGGGGAAAAAGAUUUGCCGAAUAAACGUCCUCGGCAUGAAGAUACAAUUAGUCAUGACAUGAAUGGAUCCCAGUCGAACAAAGAACGAAAAUUAAAAAAUAAAAUCGAACAAAAGAAUGUCAAGAAAAAAAUUUCGGAGAAUGCUCGACGUUCGAGAGCUGAUUCAACAUCUAGUAAUAAAGGGAAAAUAAAAGUUGGCAAAAAUUCAUUAUCAACUCCUUACUCGAGGAAGCAAGAAAAGUCAAAUGAUUCGGAACUAUUAAAUUCUCCUCCUUUGACAUCUGUUGACCGUCGUAAAAAAAAUCCAAGGUCUAAGGUAACCAAAGGAUCCAACAAAAAGACAAUAGAAGAGGCUGAAGACGAGGAGGGUGCUUAUUUAUCAUCGCCAGUUUCUUCUUUGUCUUCCAUAACAGACGUGGGAUCAUCUGAGGAUCAAGAGGACAAUCAAAAUGCUUUGAAUGGCAAACUUAAUAAACCCCAAAAAAGUAUACGUGUUUCUUCAAGCAAUAAUCAAUCCCUGAGUUCUGAAUCCUCCAAAAAAGGAUCAGCAGCGACUGUAACAUCAUCAACAGCAUCUUUUGGAGACGAUAAACGAAGUGACGCUUCAAAAGAAUCUUCUGAAAAAAUCUCGCAGACAGUACAAUCUCCAAUGAUCAGUUAUUUGCCUCAUUUGCCGCUCAAAAAAUAUUGGGCCCAGCGAUAUCUUGCUCAAAAAGCUGCAAAUACACCAAAAGACACUAAUGGUGCUGUUGGAACAAUAAACAAUCAGUCGGAAGUAGCAAAAAGGGCGGAAUCAUCUAAACAAGAUAUUGAUAAUAUUAAAAACAAUAAAAUUGAGGACCAAAAAGAAGAGGUAAAUAAUAAAAUGGAUGCUGAUAACCAUGGAGAACGGGAAGUAAUUGUCCCUCGAGCUACACCGAUUGUUCCCGCGAAACGUGUGGCAGUCGAUGAUGAAUACAAGACAAAACCCAUUGUCAGUUCUGUGGAUCAUUUAGAUUCUGAUUCCAUUAACAAACGUCAGAAAAUUGAGACAGAACCACCACCAUCAUAUAAUGAAGAGGGUGAUGCUUCAACGGAAAUCGAAGAAUCAAAAGAAACACCAAAAGAUAGGAUAGAGGCCAAGCAAGAAAAUGAAUUAGUGACAUCCAUAAAAAACCCUGAAUCUGAUUCAUCGUCUUCAUUAUUAGUUCGACGUCUAAAUUCAAAGAAUCUUAAGGAAGAGUUUUCAAAACCUAGUCUUAAAGUCGCGAAUGCAAUUUCCGAAACUCAGGAAUUCAACAAGAAUUCUAGACCUUCAACUCCUAAUCAACAAAUUGAGCAAAACCGUACGCAAUCAUCUUUGUCACUAGCUUUACAAACCUCUGGAAAUAAUUCAUCGCUAGCUGUUAAUCAGAAUUCAAAUAAGAGCAAUAUAUCGGGCGAUCCUAAUCAAUCCUCUUCUGAUAUCACGGAAAAACGAACACAAUCUAUAUCUCAACCAUCAUUCUCAAGUGAGCAGCAACCUAGCAUGGAAACCAUUCCCCAUACGUCAAAUCCCGAAACUCCCACUGUCGCUCCAAGUACUCCGACAAAAUUAAAGAAAUACACUUUUGAAGAGUAUAAGGAGAAAAAAAAGAUGGAAGAAUCACUUCGAACUAGUGAUGGCGAUAACAUUACCAAACGAACACAAGAUUCCACUGACCAAUCAUCGUCGCCUCUGUUAAAAAGUAGUAGUACCAACCACAGUGGUAGUAAUAGUGGAAAGGAAAUAACUACAGAAAAUCCAAAAGACAAACUCGAUGAUUUUAACAUUUCUUCAAGCAUAUCUUCGUUUAAGUCACCAAGAUUAUCUACAAAUCAUAUCACGAAAUCUUCAAUAUCUCCCGCUUCUGAUGACUAUUUCCCUGAAGAUUUACCUAUCGAUGAAUCUCUUUCAUUAGAUACUAACAAUAAUUUUAGCACAAAGGAAUACUCGUCCCAAUAUGAAGAAAUACGCGAAAGACGUUCACCAACCUACAAAGAAUUCUCAUCAAAUAAACAGUCAAGCGAGUUUUCAUUAUCUUCUAUAAAUCCACAUCCUUUUAACGACCCACCCAUACCAACAAGCCCGCGAUCAGGUUACACAUCACCACCUCGUGCUCCUCGUCACAAUUAUAAUGGUCCAUUUCGUUCACGUAUGACUCAGCCGAAUGGCCCAUUUAAUAGAAACCUACAGAUGUCACCUGGAGAUCGUGGAAGAUACUAUAGUUCAAAUUAUUUCGGAUCUUCAGGUGUAUCUCCUAUUAGUUCUUUGCCAUCUACUCCAAGACAAGGAGCACCCCCAUCUUUACUUUCUUCAUCAGCAUCCUCACCUUAUGAUCCUGCAAAUCCAGACGGUCAUCUUUCAAAUGCUCAGAAUGAACGAGACCAAAGCGUUAUCGAUAAUAGCAAUCGAGGUAGUCCUGGUAUUGGCAGUGUGGAUUAUAAACGAGAAUAUCCACGACCUGGCGGAGAUCGAUUUGAUAGUAGAGAACGAGGUUGGAAUAAUCAAUCAUAUUUCCGCGAGAGGGAUAGACGAGACUGGGAACGGGAUCGAGAUGAUUCACGAAAAGAAUGGAUAAAGAGAGAACAUUACAGGGAAAACAGAGAAAGAGAUUAUAAUAUUGCUGGCGGUGGAAAUGGUGGCGGUAGUAAUCCUGAAAUGAGCCGGUAUCCUAUGGAUCUAAGGAGGUCAAAUGGCGGUGGCCAUCAGGAUCGAUACAACAUGAGCGGAACAAGUCUUCGCUCUCCUAUUCCAUAUAGUGCUCGCAGGGAUGAAUCAUCCAACACAACUCCACCCGGACGCAUCGAUAUGACUGAAAUUAAUUCUGGAUCGUCUCCAUUGCCUACCGGACCUGCUGCUGGUAAUGAUUCAUCUACGUCUAAUAACAGUUCUAUGCAGCGGUUUGGAAUGGAGGAGCACCGUCGAAAUCGACGAUAA
Messenger RNA from Ambispora leptoticha, 5145 nucleotides. The record is from the annotation of a GenBank genome assembly. NCBI's taxonomy places the organism in Eukaryota, Fungi, Glomeromycota, Glomeromycetes, Archaeosporales, Ambisporaceae.